This is a messenger RNA of Saprolegnia parasitica CBS 223.65, 1786 nucleotides long. Its product is annotated as pyruvate kinase. Lineage: Eukaryota; Oomycota; Saprolegniomycetes; Saprolegniales; Saprolegniaceae. The transcript has 8 exons. Gene Ontology annotation, biological process: glycolytic process. Gene Ontology annotation, molecular function: magnesium ion binding; pyruvate kinase activity; potassium ion binding. Bases 31 to 1713 code for a protein of 560 amino acids. Gene Ontology annotation, cellular component: cytoplasm. The record is from RefSeq and is a predicted model, not a curated record.
GAAACAUGCAAAGAUUUGGAAGCCUGAGGCAUGCACAGCGAGAACCAGACCUUGUCGCCGCGCCAUCGGCUCACGCUCCGCGGGGGCUGGGAGCACCGGCCGCGCAGCGUGUCGUCGCAGCUGCAUGAGAACCAAACCAACGGCGACAAGCCGGUCUACAAGGUUGGCAUCUCGCUGGCGCAGAUCCUCGACCGCAGCUACACGCUCGGACGCUUUCGCCAAACCAAGAUUAUAUGCGCUAUCGGCCCGAGCUGCUGGUCCACGGAGAUGCUCGGGCGACUGCUCGACGCUGGCAUGAACGUCGCACGCUUCAACUUCUCCCAUGGCGACCAUGCACUGCAUGCACGGUCGCUGUCCAAUCUUCGCGACGCGAUGCAGACGCGCCCCGGGUGCCACUGUGCCGUGCUCCUCGAUACCAAAGGCCCUGAGAUCCGAACAGGACCCUUGAAGGACCACAUACCCGUGCAUCUCGUCUCGGGCCAGGAGCUCGUGCUCGUGGCCGACGAGUCUUUUCAGGACGGCGACGCGACGCGCAUCGGAUGCAAUUACGCGCAUCUCGCGACGUCCGUGUCACCGGGGUCCACGAUCCUCGUCGACGACGGUGGGCUCACGCUCAAAGUGCUGGCCUGCAAAAGCGCUACCGAAGUCGUGACGCAAGUCCAAAACAACUACGUGCUCGACGAGCGCAAAAAUAUGAACCUGCCCGGGGCUGCGCUGCGUAUCCCUGGCAUCACGACCAAGGACGAGCACGAUCUACGCGAAUUUGCCAUCCCACAGCGCGUUGACAUUGUCUCUGGUUCGUUUGUCCGGUCUGCUGCCAACGUCCGUGCGAUCCGGGCCUGCCUUGGGGAAGCUGGCAAGUACAUCCGUGUGCACGCCAAGAUCGAGAGCCUCGAGGCGCUACGUAACAUUGAUGAAAUCAUCGCGGAAGCCGAUGGCGUCCACGUCUCCCGCGGCGACCUCGGCAUGGAGCUGGCCCCAGAGCAGGUGUUUAUGGCGCAAAAACUCAUCAUUCGCAAAGCCAACCUCGCCAACAAGCCUGUCGUGACGUCCACGCAGAUGCUCCAAUCGAUGACGAAAUGCCCGACGCCGUCCCGCGCUGAGUGCACUGACGUGGCCAACGCUGUCCUCGAUGGCACGGACUGUGUCAUGCUCUCUGGAGAAACCGCCAAGGGCCAAUAUCCCGUGGAAGCGGUCACGACCAUGGCGCGCAUCUGCAUCGAAGCAGAGGGCUCACUGCACUACCCGACGCUGUACACCAACCUGCGCGACGCGACGCCCAAGCCCAUUAGCAUAUGCGAAGCCAUGGCUUCGUCGGCCGUCGAGACGGCGAUUGACAUCCAGGCCAAGCUCAUCGUGGCGCUUACCGACUCGGGCUACACAGCCAAAUGCAUCGCCAAGUACCGUCCAGCAGCGCGCGUCCUGGCGGUGACGGCCGAGCCGUACGUCGCACGCCAGCUCACAGGCCUUUCUCGCGGCAUCACGUGCCUCAAAGUGGCUUCGAUGAGCGGCACGGACGACCUGAUUGACAUUGCAAUCGAGCACGCCAAGCGUCAACGCUGGAUCGCGAGCAUGGACAUCGUCGUCGUCUUGCACGGGCUCGUCGAGGGCGCACCAGGGCGCACCAAUGUGGUCAAGAUCAUCCAAGCCAACGACCAUGGGUACGCGUCCCCAAUGAACCAACGAUCACCGGCCAGCAUCGCGUUUCCGUGAUGCAUGACGCAGGCAAACUACAGUAUGCAGUAAUAGGCAAACGUCGAAUAAUGUAUGGACCCACUAGCAGUCA